Geodia barretti is the source of this 454-nucleotide messenger RNA. Lineage: Eukaryota; Metazoa; Porifera; Demospongiae; Tetractinellida; Geodiidae. The record is from the annotation of a GenBank genome assembly.
GUGCCGCUAUGUCGUGAAGUCCUCCUGGAAAGCAGGUACACCACUCGGAUUUCCCAGAUACCUAAGCUACAGGUCAGUGGACAAUUGGCAUGGAACCCCGAUGCAAGACUCAGGGGAAUGGAGGUUGUCUGGCGGAAAGACUCGGAGGAAAUCAGUGCACCCGUUGAGGAAGUUGUCAGUGACAACGAAGGGAGUCGUCAUUUGCAGAGCACACUGCAACCCUACACUAUUGGUAUGCUAGCUGUAGAACUACCUAGAACUGUACAUUCUCGUCAUUUGCAGAGCACACUGCAACCCUACACUAUUGGUACUGCUAGCUGUAGAACUAGAGUGUAGAAACAUAUUACUCUCCUAGGUAUGUAUGAUAAACCUCUACACACCUUGCCAAGAUCUGUGAUGAUGUGGUUCGUGUAGGUUCGAUGAGGUUCGAUGUGCUUGAACCACCCCGAACUAG